AAUAAAUCUAGAAGGCGGAAAUUUCCAUCGUAACACGCUUUUGAAAGUUGAAGCUUCUCCUCUUCAUUACAAAACCUUUCGCCGCUUUCCCUCUGCCGCUUUCAAUUCAAGAGUAUUUGCAUCAAUGGCAACGAUGUAUUGCUGCAGGGAGUGCGGCGCCAAUCUGAACCUCCACGGCGGCCACCUCUAUCCGCCGGACUUUUAUUUCGAGGCCGGCAACAAAAACACCCUCUCCUUCUCCGCCGUUGAUUCCUCCAAGUUCAGGUUCGAGAAAGAAGACAAACUUAGGCCCUUCUUCGAGACUGUCAAUUACUGGGGCAUUCAGAGGAAACGCACCAAGAUCAAGUGUAACAGUUGUGGGAAACUGGUGGGUUAUAUUUACGACGAUGGACCGCCGUUGACUGAUAGCAAUGGGCAGUUGGGGUUCGGCCCGAGUCAGGUUGUGCCUAGAAACCCUAGGUACAGGUUCAAGAACAAGGCUUUGGCCAUUAAUUCUCAGACUUGAUUAAUUUUGUCUUGUUGUUUUGGGUACUUUUCCUGAACGGGUUUUGUAAUGAUGAUCAGGGGCUUCGUGGGCUUUGCUUAAACGGGCUUCGUUUUGUAUAUUUGAUGUACGUUAUUCAUGAAAUAAAAUUCAUAUAUCUUUGUGAUAUUAUAA
Messenger RNA from Sesamum indicum (sesame), 658 nucleotides. Its product is annotated as methionine-S-oxide reductase. Lineage: Eukaryota; Viridiplantae; Streptophyta; Magnoliopsida; Lamiales; Pedaliaceae. The record is from RefSeq and is a predicted model, not a curated record.